Messenger RNA from Staurois parvus, 301 nucleotides. Lineage: Eukaryota; Metazoa; Chordata; Amphibia; Anura; Ranidae. The record is from the annotation of a GenBank genome assembly.
UGUUCAGCGUGGAUGGGAAUGAGCUGCUGGGUUGGAAGCCACACCGACGCUGCCAGAGGUGAGAUUGCUUGCAGUGUCAUCCAUCAGUGCCCAGCAGUGUCGCCUGUCAGUGCCCAGCAGUGUCGCUCAUCAGUGCUGCCCAUCAGUGCCAUCCAUCAGUGAUGCCCAGCAGUGCCAUCCAUCAGUGCCCCAGCAGUGUCGCCUGUCAGUGCUGCCCAGCAGUGCCACCUGUCAGUGCUGCCCAGCAGUGCCACCCAUCAAUGAUGCCCAGCAGUGCCAUCCAUCAGUGCCCGGCAGUGUC